This is a messenger RNA of Diorhabda sublineata, 1290 nucleotides long. RefSeq names its product coiled-coil domain-containing protein 113. Gene Ontology annotation, biological process: cilium assembly. The transcript is spliced from 6 exons. Gene Ontology annotation, cellular component: ciliary basal body; axoneme. The coding region runs from base 1 to 1290 and encodes 429 amino acids. Lineage: Eukaryota; Metazoa; Arthropoda; Insecta; Coleoptera; Chrysomelidae. The record is from RefSeq and is a predicted model, not a curated record.
AUGUCAGAUGAAAGUCUAGAUAUUGAUGACACGAAAAACGCGGGAAGCUCUAGCGAUGAAAAUGGUUCCGUAGAGACCUAUUCAGGUGAAUACGAACAAGAAUAUUCUGAAUAUGAACAAGACGCUGAUCCGUUGGAUAAGUUAAGUGACGCGGAAUUAGUAAAUUUGUUGGAGAAUUCAGUUUUUAUGGAUUUCCUCAAAAACUACAGUCCUUCCGCGCUGGAAGGAUUGGAACAGAUGCUCAAUUAUGCGAUAUCAAUAAGCACGAAGCAGAUUCCAUCUUCAGGUGCAGUUGUACCGGAAAACAUAGCUUCUGACACCGAAUCGACAGUGGAUAGUGUGAAAAGCAAAAGGAACUUCAGGAUAGAAUCUAUACCUAGUAUUAACAAUCUCGUGGAAGGUAGAGGUCCGAAAAUUAAUAUUUCUACGAAAACUGAUAUGAUUGUUAAAGCUAUAGAAGAAACUCAACAAAAUCUAGAUAUUUAUAUUAAAAAAUCUUUGAGAACAAAAAGAAAUUUGAGAUCCGAGCUACAGGAAUACGGUAUAAGAGAAAAUGAUAUAACGGAAUCCAGAAAUUCCUUUGAAUUUAAUAUCGUUACCCAUGGUGUUGACCCCUUGACACAAAGGAUACCCGCUGAGAAGUGGAUUAGGUUUAUGGAAGAAUGGCUGAAGAGCUCGGCGUUGAUAAUGGAAAAAUUGCGACUAAGAACGGCGUCUUUGAGAAUUCAAUACAAAAAAGUUUCUGCAGUUUUGAUACAACGACAAGAAUUGGGUAAAAACGUUCAUGCGGUGGAUUUCGAUCAGCUAGAAAUAGAUAAUAAUCAUUUACAAGAAAAAAUCGAGCAAAACCAGAUCCAUCUGUUAGAAAUGAAAAAAAUGAACGGUGGAGCAAAUUUGGUUUUGACCAAACACAAAAAGUACCUUUUACGACAACAAAUGGAUUUCAAUAAACUUCAAAGAGACAUAGAGCAAAAAGAGAAACAAAUAGAAGAGCUGGACGAAGAAUACGUUAAAGUGGAAGCGGAAAAAGAAGUGGCCAAAGAAAAAUUUAUGCGUUUCAAAGAUUUCAAAGAUAAAUACAGGGUUCCAGAUGUGAUGGAAUAUGUUGUGUUGAAAAAAGAAGUCGACGAAUUAAGGAAAAAUAUAAAAAUCUUGCAAAGAAGAAAGAAUAUUCAAGAUAUUAGCUUGAAUGCUUCUAUUAGGCAGAUGAAGAAUUUAACUGGAUCGGCAGUAGUUGACCCUUCUUGGUUAGAAGAUCCCCCACCAGAAAUAGAAGACGAAUGGCUGUAA